Thelazia callipaeda (thelaziosis nematode) is the source of this 474-nucleotide messenger RNA. The record is from the annotation of a GenBank genome assembly. Lineage: Eukaryota; Metazoa; Nematoda; Chromadorea; Rhabditida; Thelaziidae.
AUGCUUGGCUCACCCUACAUCUUUUAUGAUCAAAAAGAUUCUGAUGCCUGUGGUGCUUCUGGAGCUAUUAUUCCUACUGUUGAUGCUGAGUGUUGUGAAUUGAAAGAAGAAAAAGGGAACUUUGCUGAUUGUCAUCAAAUAUCAUCACGAACAGCUGUUCUAUCCCCUCACUCUAGUGGUGAAGAUGGAUGUGCAAAUUUGGUUCAAACAGAUCCUCGCUUAACUAUUGAAUUGGGAUUUCUGUCGACUUCUUCAACGACCGCUAAAAUAAUGCAUGGUGAUACUAAUGACCAUUUGGAAGCAGCAAACGGAUCAGGUGUGGGUCCAGAACUAUCUCAGAUGGUUGGACGUCACCAUGAUCAGGAAGACGAAGAGGAGGAAAUUUUAGCAUUACCGAGUCCGGAAACUCUCAAUGACAUGAUCAUGAAGAUACAAAGUAAGUUGACACUCUUCCAUUUAAUUAUUACGGUGUAA